UUGAGUGGAUAACUGUAAAAGAAGUGUCUGGUUUUUCUCUCUCUUAAAGGAUGGAUGGCUUAUUAUUUUGUAUCUUCUCCUUAACCAAUUUCACUUGAAAUCACCAGAUUGAUCUCCGAUGGCUGACAACUAUUUAGAUUCCUAUGAAGGUUCAUACUAUGGAACAGGCCCUUACAUUUAUUCAAGUAAUUCUGAAAUUGUUGUUCCAUUUGAAGAUCCAAUUUGUUAUUCUUACGAGCUUAACCCAGAUCUGAAUCAUGUCAACCAUUACCCACCUCCUUAUGAUAAUCUCAUCUCGACUCAAUCCGAAAUCAGCUACUCUGCUCACAGAUUCAGUGAGCCCAAUCUCAUUCAGUACUAUCCAAUUAGUCAUAGUUAUCUCACGAAUCACCUCUAUUAUUCAGAAACACAAAUUGAAACCGAUCAUCAUAUAGUACCAGCUGCUGAUACUGUUGUAAUGGUCCAGGCUGCUGAUGAUGAUGAUUUUCUGGAAUAUGAUCCCACGCCUUAUGGAGGUGGGUAUGAUCAGAUUCUGACCUAUGGAGAACCCCUUCAAGCCUCUAACAAGAUCUGUCACCCACGUUCGACCAUUACAGAGCCCAUUCAUGACUUCUCUUAUAAUAAUAGUUCCAAUAUUCCUUCACCUUAUGGAGGACAGGACUGUAAGAAUCUCCAAUCUUUGGAGAAACCAAAGAGGGAAGAUACGAAGCCAGACAUCAAGCCAUUAUAUAUUCAUGAUCAAGAGGAAAAACCCAGUGAAAUUGUAGCUGAAAAGCCCUUGAAUUUGGGAAAGGAAAGUGACUACAAUAGACAAUAUGAGUAUGGUGGGCAAGUGGCUCAAUUUCCCCCAUAUGGGUAUGGCUUAGAAGCCAUAGAUCUUUGUGAAGGUCUAUUUGGGUACUGGCCUUGCUUGUCCAAGGAAUUAAGAACCAAGGCUCAAGAGAAGGAGGCAGAGCAAGAAGAAUAUGAUCAGUACUGGAGUUGUGCUCAAGAUUUUAUUUUUGGAAGUUCUACCCCUUACGGAUAUGGUGAGACAAAUUAAGGAAUAAGAGGAAUUAGUCUUGCAAUCACUUUGAAGGUUAUCACAUCACUUUAAGAUGAAGAAGCUCAGUCAGGCUUCUGUUUAUUUUUUCAGAUUUUCUGUUGAAUUAUUGUUCAACUUUUUUUUCUUCUGUAAUAUUGAAAAUGUAGAUAAAGUAAUGCCUUUAAUAAAUGUUAAUCAAAUUGUUUUGGUAA
Molecule: messenger RNA, 1236 nt
Organism: Impatiens glandulifera
Lineage: Eukaryota; Viridiplantae; Streptophyta; Magnoliopsida; Ericales; Balsaminaceae
Exons: 1
Coding region: 119-1042 (307 amino acids)
Biological process (GO): protein phosphorylation
Molecular function (GO): protein serine/threonine kinase activity; phosphatidic acid binding
Source: RefSeq, a predicted model, not a curated record